This is a messenger RNA of Saccostrea echinata, 1002 nucleotides long. RefSeq lists its product as uncharacterized. The transcript has a single exon. The record is from RefSeq and is a predicted model, not a curated record. The coding region runs from base 1 to 1002 and encodes 333 amino acids. NCBI's taxonomy places the organism in Eukaryota, Metazoa, Mollusca, Bivalvia, Ostreida, Ostreidae.
AUGUUUUUUGUGCCACGAAGACACUGGGAGCAGUACGUAAAAAUCCCUUCCGUCUCCGAUCCUCUUCCUCAAACAGAAACUUACAGGAAUGACAUUCAAACAGUUAAUCUUCCUAAAGGUGCUGAUGGUAUCCCAUAUGCAGAAAUAGAAGUAAUACGAAGAGACUGUGGGCAGCUCUGCAAUACUUCGCGACCCGGUACACCAGGACCGUAUUUCGACCAUAUUACAGCACCAAUAAACUGUGUUGCAAUCUUUAAAAAUGAAUACAUUGAUAAAGGGCAUGGUUUGAAGGUAGCUCCAAAAAAGAUUCCAGAAAGACUUCUUAAGGAUUUUACAAUGAAUUUUCGACUGCCAGUAUCAGAUUAUUACUUCGACAGUCCAUAUUUCAAUGCAAAGAGUAGAACACCAAUAUGGACAAAAGAAAGUGUAAAUCAACAGGUCUCUCUAGCAAGGAGAGGAGUUUUAGGUGGAAAUUAUGGCAGUUCUGAAACUAACGCGUUAAGAGAUGGAUUACAGCAUGCUCCUGGCGUCAAAGGUGGGCGUGUCUUAGUCAUAGGGUCUGAGAACCCAUGGGUUGAGGCAUGCGUAUUGGAAGCCGGCGCGAAGGAAGUUGUUACUCUUGAAUAUGGAGAAAUUAAAUCCCUGCAUCCGCAAAUUAAAACUUACAUUCCUAGAGAAUUUAGGAGAGCUUUUCUAAACAAGACACUUGGUGAAUUUGACGCUGUGGUAACAUUUAGCUCUGUUGAACACUCUGGUCUAGGUAGGUAUGGCGAUGGCAUUAAUCCUUGGGGAGAUAUCAUUGCAAUCGCAAGGGCAUGGUGUGUGACUAAAACAGGUGGAUCGCUAACAAUUGGAGUAAUGUAUGAUAAUGAAAAAGAUUAUAUCAGAUACAAUGCCGGACGAUGGUAUGGGAAAAUUAGAUACCCGUAUCUCGCCACCAACUGGAAACAACACUACAGAGGACGUGGAAUUCAAAGAGUUCAUGUGUUCAUAAAACCAUAA